AAUGUGAAACACUUACAUAUGAUGAUACUUGAGAGAUCUAUUCUUCAAGUAGAAUUUCACUCAUAUUCUUUUUUUUUUUUAGCUAUGUGUCAUGUGCUCAUAGUUUUUCCAAUGUUAUGGGCAACUUUCCUUGUAUAUAUAUGAGGUUGGCCCCGUGUUUACACCGAUACAUGUAUCUAGGUGUAAGAUACAAAUAUUUCCUGUCACGUUCCUUAAACUACAUAUUUACGGAGUAAUAGUGUAUUUUGCUUGCUUGUUGUACCUAUGGAGAAGGCUCGCCCCACAAUGCCCACACAAAAUGUCAUCGCUCGUCCCUUGACAUAUAGCAAUGCAAGUAAGCAUCCAAGGACCGAAUAUCCGAUGCUGAACUCCUAAACCAGCAACACUUGCAACCUCCAAUUUCCACAUCUUUUCUUGUGUCCAUCAUCUUCCCACGAAAACCACCAUUUUUGACCCUUUAACAAUGGCUUUUCCCCAUUUUCUCUCUCCUCCCUCACCAUUCACAACACCCCACCAUUAACAUGCCCCAAUCUCAACCACCGCGUCAUCCACCGUCCAAUCAAUUCCACCCCACCAAUCCAACGGCCUCUAAUCAACCACCUCUUCCUUGCUUCUCAAAAUCUGCUAAUUUGCCUGACUUUCUCCUCACCGCUCUCUCUCUCUUCCUCUUCAUCACCGCCCCUAAACACCAUCUUCCUCCUCGCGCACUUUCUCUCUCCUCCCCUCCUCCGUCAACCAAUCGCCGCUUCCUCCGCCUUACUUCAACCAUGUCCCAAAACCCUAACCCUAAUUCCACCGCUUUUCCCACCCCUCAAUCGCUUUCCGAUUGGCUUAAACCUCGAUUACCCUCUGAUUCAUUUGCUUCUUGGGGCACAAAACCCGGCACUAAAAAUGUUCAUAAUCUAUGGCUUGAGCUUGCUGAUGGUGAAACUUCGCUUGUUGAUAAAUCUCCCCCAAUUCGGAAUUUGGAGGUUGUUUGUGUCAGGGUUUUGUAUAAUCAUAACAGAGUAUUGAUUGAAUCUCAUCAAGAGUUAUCUGAUGGGUCGAUACGUAAAAGGGGUCGUCCAUUAUCGGAGAAAUUGAAGUCUGGUGAGGAUAUUGAGGCGGCUGUUAAAAGGGCGAUUAAGGAAGAAUUGGGGUCUGUGAUUUUUAGGGGUAAUGAAAUGGGAAAUGUGAAUUUUGAUCAGAUUGUGAGGGUUUUGAUGGAUUCUUAUGAGAGGAAGGUGGAGGAGAGGGUUUCGGUUUCGUACCCGGGUUUGCCGGCUGUUUAUGUGUUGCAUACUGUGGAUGCAUUUGUGGAGGGGUUGCCUGAGGGUGAGUUUGCUACAGAGGAGGAGACAGAGUAUGAGGGUUGUGAUAAUGUGGUGGCUGAUGAGGCGGUUUCGGUUAAAAGGCAUUUCUGGAAAUGGGUUCCUGUUGAUUUUGUGUGAUAUUGGUAGCUGCGGCCGAACAUUGUUUAAGUGUAGUGGCAUUGGAGACGGUUGUGGCGGUUGGGAUGCACAAAGUUGGUUCCUUCACCGGAGUAUUCUUGAUGAAUAGAUUGGUGAGUUUUGAGAACCCUCAAUUGUUGUAGUUAUUGUUUUGGUGAUUGUGAAGAUGAGUAAAAUAACAUGUUUCUUUUUGUGAAAUUGUUGUAUAGAAUGUAUGACAUUUGACAAUUUUGUUUCCUGUGGAUGUGUAAAUAUCAACUGUCUACAUUUUGGACUACUUAUUAAACGAAAUAGAUUGAAAUGAAACAAUUUUGUUUA
Molecule: messenger RNA, 1748 nt
Organism: Chenopodium quinoa (quinoa)
Lineage: Eukaryota; Viridiplantae; Streptophyta; Magnoliopsida; Caryophyllales; Amaranthaceae
Exons: 1
Coding region: 522-1430 (302 amino acids)
Source: RefSeq, a predicted model, not a curated record